Molecule: messenger RNA, 3054 nt
Organism: Poeciliopsis prolifica (blackstripe livebearer)
Lineage: Eukaryota; Metazoa; Chordata; Actinopteri; Cyprinodontiformes; Poeciliidae
Product: transcription elongation factor A N-terminal and central domain-containing protein
Exons: 3
Coding region: 345-1283 (312 amino acids)
Biological process (GO): DNA-templated transcription
Cellular component (GO): nucleus
Source: RefSeq, a predicted model, not a curated record
UCCAUGCACAAACACAGACGCACUGCUUUGUUUUAUGUGAUUUAUUUUUUUUAAACCGUCUUCAGAUUGGCCCUUGAGACUUUAACUUUUUCCUUGGUGUUCUUUCGGCUCUCUCAAAGUCCGGCCUGUGAGUGAGCGUUCCUCCUCCUGGAGGAUGUCGCUGUACAUUCCUCAGACGUCAGGCCGUUCCCGGGGAAGCAGAUGGGGAAAGACCGUUGCACUUAUGUCAUCGCAACACAUUGUACACAACAUGGCUGCUCCUGUACAGACGUUUUCUGGAAAACAGUUCACAGGAAAAGACAGCGAGCCAUAAAGAAAACCAGCUUCGUCUGUCUGCAGACACAAUGGAAACAGAGGAAGUAGUGCACUGUGCUCUGCAGCUGGAGAAGUUAGCUGCAGAGCAGAGCUUUGGGAGCAUCUCAGCUCUGCUUGGGGAUCUGGAGAGAUGUGAUAUAUCUGCAGAGCAGCUGGGAAUGACGGACCUAGUGGAAGUGCUUUAUAAACUCCUAAAAACCUGCAGGGAGAGCAGCGUGAGGAAAACAGCGAAGAGUCUGCUGUCGAGGUGGAAGAGACGGUACGGGAGUGAAAGGCGGGGCGACUCAGGAAACUCCUGUGCUGUUUCUUCAGAACAAGCAGAGGAUGGGGGGGUUUCCAAAGAUUCAGCACAAAUGGAUGGAAAUAAGGAGGACAGAGCAUCGGGUCAGGAAUGUGAGACUCCCACAGGAGAGACGACGUCUCCCUCUUCUGACUCUGUGAGAACCAAAUGCGUUCAGCUCCUGCUGGCUGCCCUCCGCCCUGAACCUCCCGAUGGAGACAAGGCAGCAGAGCUGGCAGAAAGCAUUGAGCGGCACAUCCACCGUCUCCACAAAACCAAGCUCCUCAAAUACAAAGCCUGCGUCAGGAGCAAGGUGGCCAACCUGAGGAAUCCCAAAAACAGUCACCUACGCCAUGGCCUACUGAGCGGCUCCCUGGCGCCAGAGUCUUUUGCCCGGAUGUCUGCGGAGGAGAUGGCCAACGCUGAGCUACGGCAGCUUCGGGAGGAAUACUCAUCCAGGGGUGUGAGCGAGAGGCAGCUUCCCCAAGGGCUGGAGGGCACGCCGACGCAGAAGGUCCGCUGCAAACGAUGCGGAGGAUCAGACUGCAGGGUGACUCAAGUGUCCAGAGGUGCCCUGUUUUUGCCUGCGUGGGUGAGGCGUGGCGGCCCUGAUGAGGACGCCAUGACCUUUGUUACCUGCAGCGGGUGUGGCCAGCAGUGGUACCACAACGGCUGGGUGUGCCUCUGAAUCCAAAAAGCCACAUUGACUGUCUAGCGAUGAUCUGGUGAGGAAGUUAACAAAAGCAGUUCUUUUUCAUGGAACUUCUGCAUAAAGUUUAAACAAGUUUGCCUGCUUCUUCAUACGUCCUUGAAUGUUUCACAUUUUGUCAAAUUCCCCCUCCUCUAAUACACAACACACACACACACACAAAGAAAAACUGAUAUCAUUUAUCAGAAACAUGAACAAGGAAAUAUUUUUGGAAAGAUCUAUAUUUUAAGAUCUUUGUGAAAACUUUCAGACUGCAGUAUUGAUCUACAAAAACAUAAUUUUUUAUUUGGCGAUAUGUCAAAACUAUGCAGGUCAAAUGGGACAAUUGUAUAUCUGCAUCCUUUCGUGUCAGCAAUGGAGUCAGACAAGGUAGCAUUUUAUCACCCAGGUUAUUUAACUUUUAUAUGAAUGAUCUCUCUAAGCAGCUCAAGCUGUGUAGAACUGGCUGCAUGGUUGGCGAUACCAUCAUUAAUCAUUUAAUGUAUGCUGAUGAUAAAGUGAUUUUUAGUCCAAGUUCAGCUGGUCUUCAGAAGCUGCUUAAUGUCUGUUCAGCAUAUGGUGAAGUACAUAAUGUUAAAUUUAAUCCAUCAAAAAGCAUCGUCUUGAUCUGUCGCACCAAGGAGGACAAAUAUAGCAAAUUUCCAAAUUUCAAGUUGUCUGGGACUCAAUUGAAUGUCUCUAAUGAAGUAAAAUAUCUUGGUCAUGUGUUGACAGACACUUUGUCUGAUGAUGCAGACAUUUACCGACAGGUUCGAAUGCUGUAUGCUCAGGCAAAUAUCCUGGUCCGUAAGUUUGGCUUCUGUACUGAUGAAGUGAAACUGCAUUUGUUUCGAUCAUAUUGUACAUCAUUGUAUUCAGCACAUUUGUGGUACAAUUAAAAAAAAAACCAGUCUUCAAAGAUUGAAGGUGGCUUUUAAUGAUGUUUUAAGACUUUUGUUACAUAAGCCCAGAUGGACCAGCCAGUGAACUGUUUGUAUCUGCUCACGUUAGCACUUUGAUGGCUGUUUUAAGGAAGCUUAUGUAUCAAUUUAUUUGUCGUUUAAACGAGUCUAAUAAUAGAAUUAUUCUAUUGUUGACGAAUGUUAAAUAUAGUGCCAUAAAAUAUUCAUCUGUACUCUGGAGACAUUGGUAUGAUUGCCUCCUGACGGGUUAGUUGCCAUUUUUUAAUGCACUUUUUAUUCUUUUAUUGUUUUUCUUUUCUUUUUUGUAUAUUUGGACUUUGAGUCUGUGUAAUAAAUCAAUCAAUCAAUCAAAACCCAGAAUCCAUCAAGCUCUGGGUACAGAGCCAAAUAAUCUACUUCAUUCCAAAUACUUAAGUGCAUCUUAUUGUACAUGAUUUCAAAAUGAAAGACAAUUUUUUUUGUCAGUACUUUUUUGAGUCUGGACUUUGACUGGGCCAUUCUAACGUGCGAUCCAAACCGUUCUCCCGCAAGGGGAACCUGCGGCCCAAUCUCAAGCCUCUUGCUGCAGGUUUUUCUUCCCCAGAUUGUCAUGUGUUCAGUUCCACCCAUUUUCCCAUCGUGUCUCACCAGCUUCCCCAUUCCUGCGUCACGAUGCUGCCACAAAAAAAAAAAACAAAAAAACAUAUGAUGUGGGGUCAUCAUGAGGUGCAAAUCCCUUAUAAAAACGGAAGCAGAAAAGCUUCGACUCCUGCUAGUUUUGGUGAUUCUCUGCCUUUCAUUUCUGUUUACUUUUUGAAUGAUCUCUCACUUAUUGUGUUGAAUAAAGGAUUUCAUGCUUUUUUUCCCUC